This is a messenger RNA of Glycine soja, 1424 nucleotides long. RefSeq names its product protein SEH1-like. The record is from RefSeq and is a predicted model, not a curated record. Gene Ontology annotation, biological process: cellular response to amino acid starvation; positive regulation of TORC1 signaling. Gene Ontology annotation, molecular function: structural molecule activity; protein binding. The coding region runs from base 85 to 1065 and encodes 326 amino acids. Gene Ontology annotation, cellular component: nuclear pore outer ring; Seh1-associated complex. Lineage: Eukaryota; Viridiplantae; Streptophyta; Magnoliopsida; Fabales; Fabaceae. The transcript is spliced from 8 exons.
CGGAAUGAAUUGGAUUGGUGGGCGUGUUAGUCCCGGAAACAAGUUUUUAGGUUUGGGCAGUUUGAGUGCUCAGUGAAGGAGAAAAUGGCGAAGGAGUUGUUGACUCUUGAUAAUGGCACAACCUGCACAUCAUGGAACUAUUCUGGCACCAGGCUCGCUGCGGGUUCCGCCGAUGGCACUCUUUCAAUCUUCGAUUCCCGCGAGCCGCCUUCUUCUUCCUCCCUCCGUUCUACUUUCAAAUCUAGGGUUCUAGAAGGAAACAUCGUGAAGAUUGUUUGGAUUCCGCCAGAAUAUGGUGAUGCAGUUGCGUGCAUUUCUGCCGAUGGAAUUGUGUCAUUGUGGGAGGAGGUCGCAGAAGAUUCCCAGUCUCUUCAGUGGAAGAUGUGUAAAAGCUUUGGAAACAGUUCAAGCAAAGUCCUUGAUGUUCAAUUUGGAAUCUCUCUUGCUAGUUUGAAAAUGGUUGCUGCAUAUUCAGAUGGUAAUGUAAGAGUUUUUGAGCUCUCGGAUCCCUUGGAACUGAGAAACUGGCAGCUUCAGGCUGAAUUUCAAAAUGUUAUUGAGUCAGUGUCUUCAUUUGGAAAGGCUUCAUGCCUCUCAGCAUCCAUAUCUUGGAAUCCACAAAAAGGUGGAAGCCAGGAAUCCAGCUUCCUUGUAGGCUUUAAUUCAAAUACACCAGAGCUUAAUUCUUCUAAGGUUUGGGAAUUUGAUCAGGCUCAUCAAAGAUGGCUUCCUGUGGCAGAACUGGCACUGCCUGAGGACAAGGGUGAUCAGGUUUAUGCUGUUGCAUGGGCACCAAAUAUUGGCAGACCAUAUGAGAUCAUUGCGGUUGCAACCCACAAGGGACUUGCAAUAUGGCAUCUUGGAUUGAACCCUGAUCAUGAUGGAAGACUCCCAGUGGAGAGAGUUGCACUACUGUCAGGUCAUGAGGGCAUGGUGUGGCAAAUGGAGUGGGAUAUGAGUGGAAUGACUUUGGCUACUACAGGUCAUGAUGGAAUGGUCCGAUUGUGGCAGUCCAAUCUCAAUGGUGUUUGGCAUCAGCAAGCUGCAUUUGAACCCACUUCUUAGUCACUCGUCACCAAGUUAUACCCAGCCGUUUUAUGUGGAAAACGAAUCUCGAAUGAUAACCGAUAUUUAAACCUCAUUCAAUUUGUCGUAAGCAGUAAGCUGGCCUGGGUUCUCUCUCUCCUUUUGUUUUUGCCCCCCCCCCCCCCCCCCCCCGAAGAAUAGGAUGAAGUGUAUUCUGUUGUAAUUUAGGUGGACAAUAUUCUCGUGCUACAUGAAAGCUGUGAUGCUAGAUGCCUUUCAUUUGCUCUCGUCACCGAUGUACGUUGCUGUUUGUACAAAUCAUGCAUUCGCUUUCUAGUAUGUUUAACGAUAAGAUUUUCCUUGAUGCUAUAUUGGAAAUACACGUUUUACUUUGUCCA